AUGGGCGCGUUCCAGAACUGCGAGGCCUGCACGACUGCCGAGCCGACGACCGAGGCCCCGGCCGUGACGCCUUCGACGCCCAAGCCGUCGCCGACCGACGAGGUGCCGCCGGUCACGGUAGCGCCGCCCGCCGAGCUGGCCGAGGCCAUCGUCGGCGCCAUCGCGGCGACAGUGGCCGUCGAGACCGUGGCGCACGUGCAGCAGCAGGCCAUCCAGGCGCCAGUCGCAACUGCAGCGGUUGCCGAAGCGGUCGAAAUGAUCAAGGAUGCGCUCGUGUCGGAGGUCGUGCCCAUGACCAACAAGAAGCUCUUCACGCUGACUUCGGUCAUGUACGAAGCCGACGAUCCGUUUGGGAGUCUCGCCGCACUCGUGACGCUAUCGCCCGUGUUCAUCAUGGUCAUGUAUGCCACGCUCAUCGUGUUCCAGCGCGACUUGCACGUGAUCUGCAUGCUUCUGGGCCAAAUGGUCAAUGAGGUUGUCAACCAAAUUCUCAAGCGCACGAUCGACCAAAAGCGUCCUGAUGGUGCCGAAAUGCACGACGCUGGCAUGCCCUCGGCGCAUGCCCAGUUCAUGGCCUUCUUUGCGACCUACGUCGUGCUGUACACGUCCAACCGCAUGAGCAAGCGAAGAGAGUGGGAACACAAGGCAGCGAUGGUUGGCAUCGUCGCGCUGGCGUUCCUCUGCUGCAUCUCUCGAAUUCGACUCGGCUACCACAGCUACGCCCAGGUCGUCGUCGGCGUCGCCGUCGGUGCGGGUGUCGGUAUCCUCUGGUACAUUUGCAUGGAGCGCAUUCUGGAGCCCCUCUUUCCGACGAUUGCCGCCCACAAGUGGGCGCAAGAGCUCUUUGUGCGCGACUGCUCGCACAUUCCAGACAUGGUGCAGUUCCAGUACGACGCGAUCCAGAACAAGAAGACCCAGACAAAGUACUCGAUGUAG
This is a messenger RNA of Saprolegnia diclina VS20, 936 nucleotides long. RefSeq lists its product as hypothetical. The transcript has 8 exons. The coding region runs from base 1 to 936 and encodes 311 amino acids. The record is from RefSeq and is a predicted model, not a curated record. Gene Ontology annotation, molecular function: dolichyldiphosphatase activity. Gene Ontology annotation, cellular component: endoplasmic reticulum membrane; intracellular membrane-bounded organelle. Gene Ontology annotation, biological process: protein N-linked glycosylation; lipid biosynthetic process. Lineage: Eukaryota; Oomycota; Saprolegniomycetes; Saprolegniales; Saprolegniaceae.